AUGGGGCCUCAGAAAGCGCCCCUCCAGCACAGCCCCGGCCCUCCGGCUGUUUGCAAACGCCUGGGGUUCGGAACCGCCCAGCGCGGCCCACACUCCACCCCUGCCCGCGAUUUCCGGUCUUUCCUUUGCGUUUCUCCAGUGUCUCUCACAGCUGGGAAGUUGCUUCUUACUACCGAUCCCAGCCCCAGCUCGCACCCUGCACCCCGAUGUCCCCGACACCCCCUCUCGGCUCACCGCACACCCCUGUGGGCGCCACCCCGCGGGCCUGCUCCCUGUCGCCCUCCCACGGCAGACCCACACCCCGCUCCGCAUGGUCCCCCCAACUCCGAGACUCGGCGAGGCCGAAAAGGAUCUCGGCCAGCAAGCCAUUCUCCGCCCCCCGGCGCCCUGAACUGUGUCCAGAUCUCACCCGCGCGGGUUCCCUCCAACCCGGGCUUCAGCUCGGAAAAUUCUCCCCAAGUCCCCUCCCUCGCACCCCACCCUGAUUCUCCCCAUUCUCUCUGGGACGCGGAGCCGACCCUAAGCCCGCCACCGGGCUCUCCUGCUCCUCUCGGCGCAAAGCCUGGCCGGGCCCGGCAGCCCCCCGGGUCUCUCCGCAACACCAAACCUCUCCCUCGUACCCCCGCCCCUGCCUCCGCUCCCCACACAGUCCGGCCCCCACCUCAGAAACGGUCUCUCGAGGCGACGCUCACCCGGGAGCUCAGAACCUCGCAUGGUUCCCUCCGCCUUCCUUCCCCCCUCCCACCGCAGAACCCACUACGGACCGGAAGCCGUAGGGUUUCCGCCUACACGCAAUGA
Chinchilla lanigera (long-tailed chinchilla) is the source of this 798-nucleotide messenger RNA. Its product is annotated as basic proline-rich protein-like. Bases 1 to 798 code for a protein of 265 amino acids. The transcript has 3 exons. The record is from RefSeq and is a predicted model, not a curated record. NCBI's taxonomy places the organism in Eukaryota, Metazoa, Chordata, Mammalia, Rodentia, Chinchillidae.